Ostrea edulis (European flat oyster) is the source of this 1309-nucleotide messenger RNA. RefSeq names its product deleted in malignant brain tumors 1 protein-like. Gene Ontology annotation, molecular function: protein binding. Lineage: Eukaryota; Metazoa; Mollusca; Bivalvia; Ostreida; Ostreidae. The transcript is spliced from 6 exons. Gene Ontology annotation, cellular component: membrane. The record is from RefSeq and is a predicted model, not a curated record. Bases 168 to 1154 code for a protein of 328 amino acids.
UGAGUGGAAUGUUUAUCCCCCAAGUAUACCUCCUCGAGUGGCAUAUAAGUACUCGUGGUUGAGAUGAAUACUUCAUUGUACAGUGCUACCUGCCAGAAUGAGUUCUUGUACCUUUCUGAUAAUCUUCCUCAUCCUCGUGAUGACAUCCGGUGAAGAACAUUACGAAAAUGAAAAGCGGUUUUUUGUUUGAGACAACUACAUCACAUUUUGCGGAUACCAAAUUGGCAGCCAUGGAAGCUUCUGUUCUGGAACUGAGAUCCAGAGUGCAAAAACUAGAGGAAGAGAACCAGAUUUCCAAUACCUUAGCCUACAGACUGAACCAUGAAUUUAACACCGUGCAAAGUCAAUUAAACGCAACAAUGUAUCACCAACAACUGAUGAAGGCUGAAUUAAACAACGAGAGUAUCAAGAACAUUAGACUCGUCGAUGCUUUCGGAAACGUGAAUUCUGUGCGGGGUCGUGUUGAAAUUUUCCACAAUAACUCAUGGGGCACAGUUUGUGACGAUUUGUUUUCUUCCGAGGAGGCUAGAGUGACCUGCCACAUGUUGGGAUGGAAGAAUCCUUCUCCAACUUAUCAUGGUAGUGCCUACUAUGGCCAGGGUCAGGGUUCAGUACUUUUAGAUGACCUUGGAUGUUCAGGUACAGAGAAGGCGCUGUGGAACUGCUCCAGCCGCGGGUGGUACAAGGUUGAUUGUGGUCACGGCGAGGAUGUCGGUGUGGAUUGUUUUCACUCCUCAACACAUUAUUGGUCUGCCUUCCAUGCUGAAACGACAUCUUCUUAUCGAAUCACAAGCAUUCAGAGCAACCAAACCUUAGCAUUUAGACAUGUCUUGUACAACGAGGGGGGACAUUACAGUACCAACGGACAAUUCACCUGCACCAUUCCCGGGACCUACGUCUUCUAUCUUGGUCUGAAGCCUCAUGGAAGUGUUCCGGUCAAAGCCUACAUCACCAGAUAUGGCUCCGACAAACUAGCUGUUGUGGACUCUGCAGACGGACAUGGUUAUACCCGUUUCGCCAGCAAUGUGGCAAUUAUAAAACUCUCGCAGAAUCAGAAAGUUUUUGUCCGAGUAGAUCAAGGUCAAUCAAGUGGCGCCAGACUUGAUAAUGAAAUGAACUAUUUCUCCGGUUUUCUGUUGCAGCAAAAUGUGUGACGAAUUGCUGUCAGUCAUAUGGUCACAUCCAGAUAUGAUAUCAAUGAUUACGAUCUUAAUCUCGGCCAACAUUUGGUGCCAUAUAAAAUAAACGAAAUAUUUGCUCAUGAAUGUAUAUUAUUUUCUUUAUCAAAUAAAAAAUGUCACCAGCUUCA